GCAAAGGUUCUUACAAUUUCAUCUUCUUUUUCCUUUUUUUAUUAUUAUCUUUUGCAGUGCAGCCACAAUGGGAAACAGGAUGAGGCCCAUCCCAUCACCAUCAUCAAUAUCACCGCAGCCACGUGAUCUUCACUUAAAUAGAUCAACAUGCCACUCAUUUCACAUAAAGACAACAACAACCCUAAUCCAAUGCCUAAUUUUCCCAAGGUAGUACAAUUAUUACUGUACAAUUGAUCAAUUUAACCAAUAUCUUUGCACUUCCCUUCUUCUUCUCUUUAUUCUUGGACUGGGUUGUCACCUACGCCAAGAACUGGGUACAGUCGGAAUCCUUCCUUUUUGAUUUGAUCGAUUACUACUUUAUUCUUUCGUUUCCUUUAAUGGGUUCUUAUCUUAUUGGGGAUAAUAUUCUUUAAUGUAAAAUUAUUAAGGAAUCUUUUUGGUGGGUGUCCUGAUCUGUAUAUUUUAUUCCCAUGAUAUAUUAUGUUUUUUCUUUUUUUGGUAUGUAUGGCUAAAAGUUAGUUGAUCAAACUUUAGGAGAAUCAAGAAGUUACAUUAACGUAUAAAAGUGUUGUCCUAUAUGGUUAUUUUGGUAGCUAAUUGUCGAAGUUGGAGUUUUGAGGUGGUGAGAUGUGUAGUGAAGAUUAUUAAUAAUAAUAAUAGAGGGGGGAAAUGUUCUUUGGGUAUUCUUUGAUGCAAAGGAGUAAAGUAAAAUCUGAAUUAAAGUUUGGUAUGCUGGGCCGUUUAGGUAUUCGUAGAUAUCAGACAAAUUUCAAUUAUAUUUGCCGAAUUAGGAAUUCCAAGCUCAUGUUUCUACGAUCUCAAUUUGUAUUUAGUAUUUAUGGUGCUGGUAUUUGGACUGGUGCUUCCUGUUGCCAUUCUAGAUAUUUGCAGGUUUUAAGGUACAUGGUUCCCCCUUGUGUUUGAAGUUUGAGUAGGUUCAUGAAACUGAACAGCGUGACUUGUCUGAUUGGGGUACUUUGAUAAAAACAAGAAAAUUUAUUUGUUUUGAUUUCUAAAUUGAAGAUUUGGAGUAACAAUUGCAGGCAUCAUAAGAUUUGAAAUUUACUUUGAUCCUUAAAGAUCUUGAGUUAUUCCAACAUGGGCAGCAAUAAGACUAUUGUGUGGUUUAGGAGGGACCUUAGAAUUGAGGACAAUCCUGCAUUAGCUUCUGCAGCCAGGGAUGGUUGUGUGUUUCCUGUCUUUAUAUGGUGUCCUCAAGAAGAAGGGCAAUUCUACCCAGGUCGAGUUUCGAGGUGGUGGCUGAAGCAAUCUCUUGCCCACUUGGGACACUCCCUGAAUUCUCUUGGGGCUGAACUUGUAGUGAUCAAAACCCAUAGUACUCUUGCUGCUCUAUUGGAUUGCAUCAAUGCAAUUGGAGCAACAAGGGUAGUCUUCAAUCAUCUCUACGAUCCAGUAUCCCUUGUUCGUGAUCACAACAUCAAAGAAAAACUGGUGGAGGUUGGCAUUUCGGUGCAAAGCUAUAAUGGGGAUUUAUUGCUUGAGCCAUGGGAAGUAUAUGAUGAAAGUGGACAUGCUUUUGUGACAUUUGAUGCAUAUUGGGACAAGUGCUUGCACAUGCAGAUGGAACCUGUCUCACAUCUUCCUCCUUGGCGAUUGGUCCCAGUUGCAGGAGCUGUUGAGAAAUGUUCACUUGAGGAAUUGGGUCUUGAAAAUGAAGCAGAAAAAUCUAGCAAUUCCUUACUAGGAAGAGGAUGGUCCCCAGGCUGGAGCAAAGCUGAUAAGGCACUGGCUGAAUUUGUCGAACAGCAUCUAAUUGACUAUUCAAAGAAUAUGCUAAGGGUUGGAGGGAACUCUACAUCACUUUUGUCCCCAUAUCUUCAUUUUGGAGAAUUGAGUGUAAGGAAAGUUUUUCAAUGUGUGCAAAUGAAACGGUUGCUGUGGUUAAAAGAAGAGAACUCAGCAGGAAAAGAAAGUGUGACUCUGUUUCUUAGAUCCAUUGGAUUGAGGGAAUAUUCUCGUUACCUUUGUUUUAACUAUCCAUUCACUCAUGAGAGAUCAUUGCUGAGCAACUUAAAGUACUUUCCCUGGGACAUCAACCAGGCCCAUUUUAAGGCUUGGAGACAGGGACGAACUGGUUAUCCCUUAGUUGAUGCAGGAAUGCGGGAGCUUUGGGCAACUGGUUGGGUUCAUAAUAGAAUAAGAGUGAUUGUUUCGAGUUUUGCUGUAAAAGUUCUACUUCUUCCAUGGAGAUGGGGAAUGAAGUAUUUCUGGGACACACUUCUGGAUGCAGACUUGGAAAGUGAUAUCCUUGGUUGGCAAUACAUAUCCGGCAGCUUACCAGAUGGCCAUGAGCUUGAACGCUUGGAUAGCCCAGAGGUUCAAGGCUCAAAAUUUGAUCCAGAGGGUGAGUAUGUGAGACAGUGGCUGCCUGAGCUAGCAAGAGUGCCUACUGAGUGGAUCCAUCAUCCUUGGGAUGCACCCCUUAUUGUGCUUAAAGCUGCAGGGUUGGAAUUGGGCCAAAACUACCCAAAACCUAUAAUUGAAUUAGAUUUAGCUAGAGAACGGUUAACUGAAGCUAUAUUCAAGAUGUGGGAAAUGGAAGCCACUGCAAGGGCUUCGAACUCAGGUGGAACAAAUGAAGUAGUUGUUGAUAACACAGUUGGCACUGAAAAUUUGGCCAUUCCGAAGGUUUUAGUAAAGGAGAAAGUCCCUUGUCAUACUGAUUCAUCUAAUGAUCAGAAGGUUCCAACAGUUCAAAAACCCAAGAACUUUCCAGAUCAUAGGAAGAGAUCAAAGUACAUGGAAGAGGAAAUAAUCAAAAGACCAAAUCUAGAUAAACUGCAAAACCACAGUGGCAUAGAAGGGACCUCUAGAGCUGAAGAUGACUUGUGCUCUACUGCUGAAUCUUCAGCAGCUAAGAAGCAAGCCACCAGCAGAUGUUCUUUUUCUGUCCCUCAGUGUUGUUCCACAACAGAAAGCAAGCCUUUGUAUGAAUGUGAAUCAUCUGACCUCAAGCAGCCAUGGCAAGUACAAAUUGACGUGGAACAAAGUUCAAGCGAAGAUGUUGCCACGGGAACUUAAUGCCUAUAUUGAUCGCAAGUUGGUGAUGUACCAUAUGUGUGAUCAAGAAGAAGAACUACUCGGAGGGGAUACAUUCUGUAAUUUACUGUAGUGUAAUUUGACGUGACUGACCUGUAAGUUCUAUGUUUAAUGUGUAUGCUUCUUGGCUGAUUAUAUCUCCUUCCUUAGUUCCAGUUAUGGACAAGUGUAUGUAUGCAUAGAAUGUUUUCAUUAGAUAGCCCCAUAUAUUAUCAGCACAGACUCUGUAAAUAAAGGAAGCAACUUUUGUAUUUUCCAAUCAGCCCUUUUCUUUUACAUUAGUUGGAAUUAGAAUACGUAAACGAUGGUUAGAGACAAAA
This is a messenger RNA of Jatropha curcas, 3380 nucleotides long. It is a transcript of the gene CRY2, whose product is annotated as cryptochrome 2. Gene Ontology annotation, biological process: blue light signaling pathway; entrainment of circadian clock by photoperiod; circadian regulation of gene expression. Gene Ontology annotation, cellular component: nucleus; cytoplasm. Lineage: Eukaryota; Viridiplantae; Streptophyta; Magnoliopsida; Malpighiales; Euphorbiaceae. The record is from RefSeq and is a predicted model, not a curated record. Gene Ontology annotation, molecular function: FAD binding; deoxyribodipyrimidine photo-lyase activity; blue light photoreceptor activity.